This is a messenger RNA of Linum tenue, 1069 nucleotides long. NCBI's taxonomy places the organism in Eukaryota, Viridiplantae, Streptophyta, Magnoliopsida, Malpighiales, Linaceae. The record is from the annotation of a GenBank genome assembly.
UGAGUUUCUACUUUCCGCCGCACAAACAAGGGAGAGAAAUAAAAAAAACAGAAUAUAUGAGUCGAAAACCAGAGCUCCGGGCAGGCAGGUUCCAUGAGUUCUGACCCGGCUACGGAUUUAUGGUUGGGGUCUAUGAGUUUUGGUGUCGUCGCCGGCGGCGGGCUCAGAUCCCGCAGUGGUGAGACUUGGGCGUUUACCAGGAAUAGGGAAGAUCCCUGCACCAGCAUCCUCGACCCCACGCUUUUCUUCAUCAGCAGCAGCUAUGAGUUUUCUCCACUGACAAUAGUGAAAGUGGGCAAGUUGGAUCCUUCUGAGGCCAAUACAAAGUUAUGUUCCAUUUUCAAUGGUGAACCCAAAAGAAGACCCACCAAAAGCUUUGCUGUGAAGCUUCGUAUCUAUGAACCUAAGGUGUGGCUUUAUAUUUGUGCCUAUGUUUAGUUAGGUGAUGUAUACUGGUGAUUAGUAGCAGCAUCACUUUGAAUGUUCAUCUUUUUCCCGCCAUGGUGCUAGAGGAACUAUUGGUCAGGAGAAUUAGGGUUGUUUUUGUUGAGAUCCUGGUGUGUGCGGACAAGUGCUAUCUGCUAUGUCAUGUAUGUAUAUCUAGAAUGUAUGUAUACUGUAGGUUCUUUAAAAAAAAAUGUAUACUGUUGGUAGCUAAUUAUAUUAUAAUUAUGUAACAAAUCUUAUUAUUUUGUGUAGAAUUUGGCAGGCGAGCACUUGGAUUAAGCUGCAUUUGCAUUUUUAAACUUCAAUACGCCCAAAUUUUGUUUACCAGAUGUUGCAUUAUAGAAGAUCGUUGUUGUUUCCAACCAAUUUAUACUUAAAACUCGUAUCAUGUAAAAGUAAUGCAAUGCCAGCUUAAAUCACAUUGUGAUGCCCAGGUGAUCGUUGAGAAGAUCCGAAGGGUGAUCAGAGAUAGUCGAAGGGUUGAGAUCAGAGAUAGUCGGGUGGGGUCCAUUAUCAACCAAGAUCAAGCCAAAACGCGAACCCUCGAUCAUUUGUUUCUUUUCUAUAUGCGUAAUAUAGGUUUGUUUUUAGCUAUGUAUUAUUCAAGAGAUUUAAAUUUGGA